GCCAUUUUUAGCAAGACGAGUAGAACGAAAAAUCAGCUGUCACUUUGACAGUCCUGAUUUUUAUACCUUGUUAUUAACUUCAUACCAUUAUGAUAUCAAGUUGAGCGAUGUCCAUCAAAUUGGAACAAGUACUGCAGUUGGAGCCUCAAAACGAACUACUAUUCAGAGGGCCUUUCACCGAAGCCAAUACAGCAUGCAUGAAACUAACAAAUCCGACGGAUAAAAGGGUAAUGUUCAAAAUAAAAACUACCGCUCCGAAAAAGUACUGUGUUCGCCCGAAUUCCGGUAUACUAGACCCUAAGGAAAAGAAAGAAAUAGAGAUAUGUCUUCAACCAUGCAUGUACGAUGCUACGGAAAAGAAUAAACAUAAAUUCAUGGUGCAGAGUGCGUUUGCGCCGAGUGGCGAGUUGAACAUGGAGAAAAUUUGGAAAGAAAUCAUUCCCGAACAUCUAAUGGAUUCGAAACUCAGGUGUUCUUUUGAGAUAUCCAGCAAUCAAAGCGAAAUAGAGGAUUCUAGAAAUUUAAGUCCGGCUGCUUCAUCUACCCCAGUAACAAAACCAUCCGAAAUUAGUCUGAAAAGGGCCAAGCUGGAGAUGGACCAACUGAAGGAGGAAGAGAGUUAUUUGAAAGAAGAGAAUGCCCGUUUGAGAAACGAAAUUCUUCAGUUGAAAGAACAAGUUCGUGUUGUGUUUCCGGCACAAGCGGUGAUCAUGAAUCCUUUGAUAUAUAUGGCUUUGUCAAUAAUAUUGGCUGCUUUAGGCAUUGCUUUCGUGAAGUUUCUGCUCUGACUAUAAUUUUAAACAACUGGGAUAUUUGUACGGUAGAAUUGCUGGAACAUUUACUUGUUUAUUUAUCCGUAAUUAUUUUUAUAAGGAAUGUUUUUUUCUGUGGAAUAAAAAUUUGUCCAGA
Molecule: messenger RNA, 909 nt
Organism: Leptinotarsa decemlineata (Colorado potato beetle)
Lineage: Eukaryota; Metazoa; Arthropoda; Insecta; Coleoptera; Chrysomelidae
Product: vesicle-associated membrane protein-associated protein B/C
Biological process (GO): endoplasmic reticulum membrane organization
Cellular component (GO): plasma membrane; endoplasmic reticulum membrane
Molecular function (GO): FFAT motif binding
Source: RefSeq, a predicted model, not a curated record